Sus scrofa (pig) is the source of this 4165-nucleotide messenger RNA. It is a transcript of the gene TRIM72, whose product is annotated as tripartite motif containing 72. NCBI's taxonomy places the organism in Eukaryota, Metazoa, Chordata, Mammalia, Artiodactyla, Suidae. Gene Ontology annotation, molecular function: zinc ion binding; protein binding. The record is from RefSeq and is a predicted model, not a curated record.
UUUCCAGAAGUGAUGGCAGGGGAUGGGCAGGGCAGCUAAAUAUAGUCCUGGGGCCAGGGCUUGUGGGAGGGCCUGUCUACUACUCACUGUGUGCCCAUCACCCGUGGUGUCCCUUGUCCUGGCUCUGAGCUUGCUGCUUGCCUCUCGUCUGUCUUCAGAUACAGUUCUGACCACCCCCUGCGGUUUGGCCUGACCUUGACUGGGCCUUUGGGGAGUCUCUUUUUGCCCAGCGUCUCCAACCAGACCUGCCUGCCAUGUCAGCUGCGCCCGGCCUCCUGCACCAGGAGCUGUCCUGUCCGCUGUGCCUGCAGCUGUUCGAUGCGCCGGUGACGGCUGAGUGCGGCCACAGCUUCUGCCGCGCCUGCCUGGGCCGCGUGGCAGGGGAGCCAGCCGCGGAUGGCACGGUGCUCUGCCCCAGCUGCCAGGUACCCACGCGGCCGCAGGCGCUCAGCACCAACCAGCAGCUGGCGCGCCUGGUGGAGGGGCUGGCGCAGGUGCCGCAGGGCCACUGCGAGGAGCACCUAGACCCGCUCAGCAUCUACUGCGAGCAGGACCGCGUGCUCGUGUGCGGCGUCUGCGCCUCGCUGGGUUCGCACCGCGGCCACCGCCUGCUGCCCGCCGCCGAAGCCCAUGCGCGCCUUAAGACGCAGCUCCCGCAGCAGAAGCUGCAGCUGCAGGAGGCGUGUAUGCGGAAGGAGAAGAGCGUGGGUGUGCUGGAGCAACAACUGGUGGAAGUGGAGGAGACGGUGCGUCAGUUCCGGGGGGCAGUGGGGGAGCAGCUGGGCAAGAUGCGGUUGUUCCUGGCUGCACUGGAGGGCUCCUUGGACCGAGAAGCAGAGCGUGUGCGGGGUGAGGCGGGGGUCGCCUUGCGGAGGGAGCUGGGGAGCCUGAAGUCUUACUUGGAGCAGCUGCGGCAGAUGGAGAAGGUGCUGGAGGAGGUGGCAGACAAGCCCCAGACCGAGUUCCUCAUGAAAUACUGCCUGGUGACCAGCAGGCUGCAGAAGAUCCUGGCAGAGUCGCCCCCACCUGCCCGCCUGGACAUUCAGCUGCCUGUCAUCUCAGACGACUUCAAAUUCCAGGUGUGGAGAAAGAUGUUCCGGGCCCUGAUGCCAGCGAUGCAGGAGCUGACCUUUGACCCCAGCACGGCCCACCCGAGCCUGGUGCUGUCGGCCUCGGGCCGCCGCGUGGAGUGCUCGGAGCAGAAGGCGCCGCCGGCCGGAGAGGACCCGCGCCAGUUCGACAAGGCGGUGGCGGUGGUGACGCACCAGCUGCUGUCGGAAGGCGAGCACUACUGGGAGGUGGAGGUGGGCGACAAGCCACGCUGGGCGCUGGGCGUGAUCGGGGCCCAGGCCGGUCGCCGCGGCCGGCUGCACGCCGUGCCCUCGCAGGGCCUCUGGCUGCUCGGGCUGCGCGAGGGCAAGAUCCUGGAGGCUCACGUCGAGGCCAAGGAGCCGCGCGCCCUGCGCACCCCGGAGAGGCGGCCGUCGCGCAUCGGGAUCUACCUGAGCUUCGCGGAUGGCGUCCUCUCGUUCUACGACGCCAGCGACGCCGACGCGCUGGAGCUGCUCUUCGCCUUCCACGAACGCCUGCCGGGCCCCGUGUACCCCUUCUUCGACGUGUGCUGGCACGACAAGGGCAAGAACGCUCAGCCGCUCCUGCUGGUGGGGCCCGACAGCGGCGGGGAGGCCUGAGCUGCCCGCUGGGGUUUGGGAGGGGUGCAGGGUCCUGCUGGUCUGGAAGGAGACAGGUGGGGUGGGGUUGUGGGGCGCGGGGAGUGAAGGCAGGGCCAAGGGGGUUGGGGACAGGGGACUCCCAGCGCGCUGAGAAGUUGGGGGUUGGCACAAUAGGGGACUGCCUGCCAGGGGUUGGGGUGGUAGUGGGAAGGGAGACCUCAAGUUAGGUCCAGGGGGAAACUCCACUUUGGGAACCAGGAGUCUUGAGGGUUCUGGGAGGAAACAGGUUGAGGGAGGGAGAGGAAAGGGGGCUUGGGGAGGAGCCCCUGCAGCCUCACACUGCCCUCCUGCCUCAGGGGCCUCAGGGCAGGGUCCAGAGCAAAAGGCCUUCCACUUGGUGGUUUCCCACCUUGAGCAUGCAUCAAAACCACCUUUUCAGGAGUUCCCACUGUGGCUCAGUGGUAAUGAACCUGACUACUUUCCAAGAGCACAUGGGUUUGAUCCCUGGUCUCACUCUGUGGGUUAAGGAUCCAGUGUUGCUGUGAGCUGUGGUGUAGGUUGCAGAUGCGGCUCAGAUCUGGCAUUGCUGUGGCUCUGGUAUACGCCGGCAGCUGUAGCUCUGAUUCGACCCCUAGUCUGGGAACCUCCAUAUGCUGUGGGUGCAGCCCUAAAAAGACAAAAAGCAAAAACAAAACAAACCACCUUUUCAUGAGUUUCCACUGGGACUCAGAGAGUCAGUAUCCAUGAGGAUGUGGGUUUAAUCCCUGGCCUCGCUCAGUGGGUUAAGGAUCCAGCAUUGCCACAAGCCGAGGCUCAGAUCCUGUGUUGCUAUGGCUGUGGCCUAGGCAGGCAGUUGCAGCUCCGAUUUGACCCCUAGCCUGGGAAGUUCCAUAUGCCACCGGUGCAGCCCAAAAAAGAAAGAAAGAAACAAACCCCCCCACUUUUUUAGGGAGUUCCCUAGUGGCUCAGCUGAUUAAGGAUCCAGCAUUGUCAUUGCUGUGGUGUGAGGAUUCGAUCCCUGUCCUGAGAACUUCUGCGUGCCCAAAAUAACAAUGAAACGCCUUUUCAGAGCACCUAGCAGAGUCUUGUUAAAGCACAAAUUUCUGGAGUUCCCACUGUGGCUCAGUGGUUAAUGAACCUGACUAGGAACCAUGGGGUUACGGGUUCGAUCCCUGGCCUUGUUCAGGGGGUUAAGGAUCUGGCGUUGCCAUGAGCUGUGGUAUAGGUCUCAGACACGGCUUGGAUCCUAUGUUGCUGUGCCUGUGGUGCAGGCCGGUGGCUAUAGCUCUGAUUGGACCCCUAGCCUGGGAACCUCCAUAUGCUUCAGGUGUGGCCCUAGAAAAGACUAAAAAAAAAAACAAAAAAACCCACAGAUUUCUGGGUUUCUGGUUUGGUAGGUGGGGGGCAGGCCAAAAAUGAGCCUUUCUAACAAAUUUCCGGGUGAUGCUGAUGCUGCAGGUCACAAGCAGGAUCCCACCUGAAGCACUGCUAACUUAGCCAUCCUCAUUCAGUCAGCUGUCUGUUACAGAGAUUCAGUUAUCAUAUGGCAUAGAAAGCCCCCAAUGUCUUCCUCCACACAAGGGCAUUUAAACUGCUUACGCUGUGUGAAUAAACUCACUCCUAACAUACUGUGCUUUGCCUCCGAGGAUGUUUAUUGACUCUCUGAAGUCGAGGAAAAGGAGUUCCCAUCUUGGCUCAGUGGAAAGAAGUCCGACUAGGAAUCAUGAGGUCACGGGUUCUACCCCUGGCCUCGAUCAGUGGGUUAAGGAUCUGGUAUUGCCAUGAGCUGUGGUGUAGCUUGCAGAUGAGGCUUGGAUCCCGCCUUGCUGUGGCUGUGGUGUAGGCUGGCAGCUGUAGCUCCGAUUAGACCCCUAGCCUGGGAACCUCCAUGUGCAGGGGGUGCGGCCCUAAAAAGACAAAAGACAAUAAAAUAAAAUAGAAGUGGAGGGAAACCCACAACUGCCAACAAAGAGAUGACUGCCCUUUCCUGGGCCCUCGUGGAGAAGAGAAGGCCCCACCUCAUCAUCACCUCCUCCUGAGUUGUCUCCUCAAGACCCCAAUUUUUUUUUUUUAAGCUCAAAGGCCCAUGUCUUGGGCUCUGGAGAAACUAUUGAGGCCAAGAGUGAGGGACCCUCUUCCCUGGAGGGGGAGGCUUUUGAGGAUCCAGGCAGGUGGGACAGGCUGCCCUUCCCUAAGGGGAAAUGAAGGCCUGGGUCCAUUCGCUGUCACCAGUGCUGAUGUGUGAGAGGACCUGGGGCCCCUGGCCACAGAUGCCAUUGUGGGAAUUUUCUUGGAAGGUUGUGGGCAGGUAAGAAAGGCUGUGAGGUCUGGCUUGGGGUGCACUCCUGGCUGUGCUUCUUGGGAAGGCCUGGCUCUGGGACCCAGGGGAAAAUAAUUUGAAAAUCUCUUACAUGCUAGAAAAUCAAAAUAGCAAGUAAAAGGAUUCUUUGGUUGUAAAAUCCAGCAGUGUUAAUAAAAAAGUUAUAUUCUGA